AUCAGCUGCAUUGUCGGCGCAAGGCCUCUGGACCACCACUCUCCUUACUUUCAUACUCCCAACAUACCGAACCUCAUCGUUUCUCGCGACAGCAAAAGUUACGCCAAGAUGGCCCUCCCAAAGCGCAUCGUGAAGGAAACAGAACGCCUGAUGGCUGAACCAGUCCCCGGAAUCAGUGCCGUGCCUCAUGAAGACAACCUGCGGUACUUUGACGUCGAGAUCCACGGCCCCGCAUCCUCACCAUACGAAGGCGGCAUUUUCAAGCUGGAGCUUUUCCUCCCAGACGACUAUCCCAUGACUCCUCCCAAGAUUCGAUUCCUCACCAAGAUCUUUCACCCAAACGUUGACAAGCUGGGUCGCAUUUGUCUAGAUGUGCUUAAGAAUAACUGGUCGCCUGCCCUGCAGAUUCGGACGAUCCUGCUUUCCAUCCAGGCCCUUCUCGGCGCUCCCAACCCCGACGAUCCUCUCGCUCCCGACGUCGCUAAGAGCUGGAAAGAAGACGAAGCUGCUGCCAUUGCGACGGCGAAAGAGUGGACCCAGAAGUAUGCAAAGGCAUAGAUAAGAAUAGAAAAAAGCAAAAACGAAAAGCGAGCAAAAAAAAAAAAAAAAAAGACGAGAGAUAUAUACGUGUC
Molecule: messenger RNA, 632 nt
Organism: Trichoderma atroviride IMI 206040
Lineage: Eukaryota; Fungi; Ascomycota; Sordariomycetes; Hypocreales; Hypocreaceae
Source: RefSeq, a predicted model, not a curated record